CUUCUUCUUUCUCUAGAAACCCUAAUUUUGGGGCACGUUGCAGUAGCCAGUCGCGCACCCCCCUGAGAAUCGUCGCCGAUUAUGAAUCCGAUAAGUUCGUCUUCUCGACGAGCUAGUUAAAUCAUCUAUCUUCCGCCAUUUUAACUCUCCAGGAAAGAUCGAAGAGAAUAAUGGAGAUUGAGCUCAGAUAUGAACAUUGCACUUGUUUUCACCACAAAUGUAGUUCGUAAAGCCUAUCGCUUUCUCUUCCCCUCCCGAAAGUUCUGCAACAACGGUAACUUCAGUAACGGCGACGAUGAAUCCGAUUUAGGGUUUCCUCUUUUAGACGAGAUAGCUGCUAGUAGUACCACCGAUCGAGAACCAAUCUCUGUUCGGAGUAGUGUUUUAGAGAGUGGCGGCGCUGCGUCUCGUGUCCUCGAGGCAUUAUUAUUACAGCGAGAAGAAGACUCUGUUUUCGAUACAAAGUCUUCACCUUUAGAUGAAUUGAAUGUUAGAGUCUCUGGCCUUCUCGUUAGGGAAGUUCUUGUAGGGAUCUUGCGUUGUGAUGAUAAUAAUAAUAAUGACAAGACUAGAUGUGCGAAGCUAGCUUACAGAUUCUUUAUUUGGACUAGAGAGCAGCAAGAAGGAUUCAGACACACGGUGGAUUCUUACCACUUGCUUAUGAAGAUCUUUGCGGAGUGUGGUGAGUACAAGGCGAUGUGGAGGUUAGUUGACGAGAUGGUUCAGGACGGGUACCCGACGACGGCGAGGACGUUUAAUCUCUUGAUCUGUAGCUGCGGGGAAGCUGGUCUAGCGAAGCAAGCUGUUGUGCAGUUCAUUAAGUCCAAGGAUUUUAAUUACAGGCCUUUCAAGCAUUCUUAUAACGCGAUUUUGAAUGCUCUGCUUGGUGUGAAGCAGUAUGGUUUGAUCGAGUGGGUUUAUGAAAGGAUGUUGGAAGACGGGUUUUCGCCGGAUGUGGUGACUUACAAUGUCCUCAUGUGGAGUAACUAUAGGUUAGGGAAGAUGGAGAGGUUUGAUAGGUUGUUUGAUGAGAUGGAUAGAGAUGGUUUGUCUCCUGAUUUGUAUACGUUCAACAUUUUGCUGCAUAUUUUGGGGAGAGGGAACAAACCGUUGGCUGCGUUGACGACGUUGAACCAUAUGAAGGAAGUUGGGAUCGAGCCGAGUGUUAUCCACUUUACUACUUUGAUAGACGGUCUGAGCCGUGCGGGGAAUCUAGAGGCCUGCAAGUAUUUUCUCGAUGAGAUGGUGAGAGUUGGGUGCACGCCUGAUGUUGUUUGCUACACGGUGAUGAUCACGGGGUAUGUUGUGUCCGGAGAGCUGGAGAAGGCGAAGGAGAUGUUUACGGAGAUGGCAAGUAAAGGGCAGUUGCCGAAUGUUUUCACAUACAACUCGAUGAUACGCGGGUUGUGUAUGGCGGGGGAGUUCAGAGAGGCGUGUUGGAUGCUAAAGGAGAUGGAGUCUAGAGGGUGUAAACCGAAUUUUGUAGUGUAUAGUACAUUGGUGAGCUAUUUGAGAAAAGCAGGGAAGCUUGGAGAGGCUCGCAAGGUAAUAAGAGACAUGGUGAAGAAAGGACAUUAUGUUCAUUUAGUUCCAAAGAUGAUGAAAUAUAGGAGAUGAUGUUAGAUUUCUUUUUUGUUAAUUUGAGGUUGUUGUUUCUCUCAUUUACAGAGUUUUGUAACUUGCAUUCUUGUUCUUUUCUCAAAGAAAGUUUGAUAAGGUGUUCA
Messenger RNA from Raphanus sativus (radish), 1724 nucleotides. Its product is annotated as pentatricopeptide repeat-containing protein At3g60050-like. Lineage: Eukaryota; Viridiplantae; Streptophyta; Magnoliopsida; Brassicales; Brassicaceae. Bases 190 to 1617 code for a protein of 475 amino acids. Gene Ontology annotation, molecular function: protein binding. The transcript is spliced from 2 exons. The record is from RefSeq and is a predicted model, not a curated record.